AUGGCCUCGACGUCGCAAUUCGUCCAGCUGGCCAAGAGCCUGCCCGAGCCCCUACAGCGCUUCCUCGCCCGGUGGCCGCCCGCCGCCCUCGUAGCCCCGGGCAGCGCGCCGACGUCCUUCCAGACGCUUCGACAGAACCCGUUCGAGUUCUACAAGCACCCCGUGACCGGCCGGCUGCACGAUCCCGUGUACUCGGCGCGGCGGCAGGCGCAGCUGCUGCGGAUGGCGCGCGACCACGGCGUCGCGGAGCUGAUGCCCGCCUCGGCCAAGGACCCCUCGCAGCGCCUGGCGCACCGCGUUGAGCACGGUCUGCGCGUCAAGGGCACAGGUGUCGGACACAAGGUCAAGGGUCACAUCCACGAGAGACACAUGAUUGCCAAGAUGGAACAAAGAAGAAAAGCCAUGCUGGAGAUGCCCGAUCUCAUCAAGAAGUGGAAGACGGUCGGAAAGCAAAACUGGACAAAAUUCCCGAAAUAA
Molecule: messenger RNA, 477 nt
Organism: Cordyceps fumosorosea ARSEF 2679
Lineage: Eukaryota; Fungi; Ascomycota; Sordariomycetes; Hypocreales; Cordycipitaceae
Exons: 3
Coding region: 1-477 (158 amino acids)
Cellular component (GO): mitochondrial large ribosomal subunit
Molecular function (GO): structural constituent of ribosome
Source: RefSeq, a predicted model, not a curated record